Molecule: messenger RNA, 1229 nt
Organism: Alnus glutinosa
Lineage: Eukaryota; Viridiplantae; Streptophyta; Magnoliopsida; Fagales; Betulaceae
Product: protein E6-like
Exons: 1
Coding region: 92-979 (295 amino acids)
Source: RefSeq, a predicted model, not a curated record
UCUUAGCUCAUGACUAUACACUGCUUAGCUUAGUCCGCACCACACCACACCAACACUAUCUUUUUCAGUUUUUCUUUCUCUUGCCAUAUCCAUGGCUCCCUCUGCAAAAUUCCUAUCUUUCUUCUUCCUCCUAGCCCUCUUCUUCUCUAUGCAAAUUCAUGCUAGAGAAAGCCAGUUCUUCAGCAAAGUCACAAAUGUCAACAACAACAACGAUGCCAAAGAGACAACAGUACUUCCCAAGAAAGAAGAAACCACAACAAAACAAGAUCAAGAGCCAACCUUCAUCCCAGAGACCAAAGGCGGCUACGGCCUCUACGGCCACGAGUCCGGCCAGUUUCCUCCCACCACCCAAACCUCUGUCAAUGGCGCGCCCUACACCACCACCCCAACCCAUGUCAAUGGCGUGCACUACGCACCCUACACCACCACCCCAACCCAUGUCAAUGGCGCAUCCUACGCACCCUACACCACCACCCCCACCAAUCUCCCAUACAAAAACCAGUUUGAAGAUGACGAGUCCUUGAACAAGUACCUCAGCACCAACGACAACAACGACGACAACAACAACAACUAUUACAACACCAACGACGUCGUCGACAACAACAACAACAAGAACGAGUACUAUAAUUACAACACCAACAAGAACAGCUACGAGGCCAACCAAUAUGGCUUUGGCGACACAAAGCUGACGGGGAGAGGGUAUACCACCAUGGGCAGCCAGGACAAGUACAAUGAGCGGCAAGGCAUGAGCGACACAAGGUUUUUGGAGAACGGCAAGUACUACUACGACGUUAAGGGCGAGAAUUACAAUCCUAACCAGUAUGGGAACUCGAGAGGUACUGUGGCUUCCAGAAAUUGGUACGGCUCCAACAAGGGUUACUACGGCAACAAUGGGAACUCCUAUGAGCACAAAAACUACAUGGCAGGGUACGAAAAUGAGGAAGAGUUCCAAGGGGAACAAGAGGAGUUCCACCCGUGAGUUUUCCUUUUGACAAAACAAGUACCGCAGAGAAUUGUGAGAUUGUUUAAGCAAAUUCAGUGGUGUUUUUUAUAUUAUUUAAAGCAUAGGGGUAUUAUUAUAUAUGCAGGGUUCUUAUGGUCAAAUUUGUUAUCUAGCUUGUUUGUGGGUUUGCAUACUCUUCAUGCUCUGAAAAGCUCAAGUGUGAAAUUAAUUUAAGCAUAGUUUUGCUUUUGGUUAUGAACACCUUAAUAAAAUGUAUAUUAUAAUA